GCAUACUGGUACUCACCCACAUGGUUCUCAUCUCGAAUGUAAGGCAUUCAUGAUUCGGCAGUGAUGCAGUGAUGUUAUCACGAUCGCCGGGCCCUGGAAGCUCUCGGCCUUCUCGUAGCGUCGCGAGGCUUUUACGCAGUCAUAGGUAGUCGAGUCGACUUGGUGCGAAGAAGCAUUCCAGAGGACCAAUCACCAAAGCUUAGAAACGCAUUACCUUUUCAGUUACGAAGCGAGCCCGUUAUCAUUCUGUAGAGGAUUGCAUCGUCGAUUACCGGUCAAGGACGAUCCUAGAGUGCCGACAUAAGCGUUCGCGUUGUGGUGAAUCCUCGUACCGUUAACGAAAGCAAACAUGCGAGUGGCGAAAACGAUUAACUGCAUCUUCUGCGACAUCGCCAAGGGCGUCACUCGGCCCGGCCGAGAGCCCACCACGCUCCUUCACAAGAGCAGGAUGACUCGUUAGUAGCAUUCCCUGAUAUACGCCCGGCUGCUUUCAAGCACAUCCAAGUCAUCCCUGUCGAGCACAUACCAACAGUCAACGACUUAACCCCCUCUGAAUCGCACCGCCAACUCGUGGAGCACAUGCUUGCAGUGGGUCAGAAACUCUUGAGAGAGCAUGCACCAGACGCUAAGGAAUAUCACUUUGGCUUCCACCGCCCGCCGUUCAACAGCGUCGACCACCUGCACCUGCACUGCUUCGCCCUCCCUUUCAACUCGUGGUGGCAUCAGCAAAAGUACACCCCUCGUCACUUUAUUCCAUUCUUCAUGACACCAGAUGCUCUCUUAGAGCGGUUGGGAAAGCCAGCAGGAAUAGCCGAAUGACUUAGUACGACUCUUCUAGUCCAAGGGCCCAUCGGCAAAUACACAUUAAAUUAAUUCGUUCUAAGCUGCUCAUACCGUAAUUAUGCAACAUGCUCUCCGUUUUCAGUUAAUUUUCAUCUUGCUAGCACCUUC
Closterium sp. NIES-67 is the source of this 951-nucleotide messenger RNA. The record is from the annotation of a GenBank genome assembly. Lineage: Eukaryota; Viridiplantae; Streptophyta; Zygnematophyceae; Desmidiales; Closteriaceae.